AUGAGACAAACGUUCUUUAAACUGACGCACUUGUGCAGCUCUUUCAUAUGGCGUCUCUGCAACUCCACUUUCCUCAUAUUUGCCUUCUCCAUACUCUCCACCGUCUCCCAGCAACCGUCGCCGCCGUCUGCUCCUCAGUCCAUCAUCCACGCCGCCGAGACCCUGGCCAGCGUCGGUCGUCUCUCGUCCACCUCCUCCUUCACUGCUCCAACCUCUCUCUCCCGGUCAUCCCUCCUCUCCCUGCCCUUCACCUCCAUAGUCCCGUCUCUCUCCCCCGCCAUCCACCUCGUCGUGACCUUUGGCCAGCCCGAACAAAUAUCCAUCAACAACGUCGGAGUCUCUGAUACCCCAAUUUUCAACGACGGAUUAGUAUUUGUCUACGCAGUUGACGAUGUCUUCAAGCUGAAUUUCACCAUAGCGGACGCAAAUCCGGCCAACCUGAACCCUAGAUCCGAUUUCCAGUGCCUGAAGCUGGAAUCAUCCUCUAGAUUUGGGGACGCAUCUGGAGUUCUGAAAUCGAGAGGCUACUCGUUAUUUUCCUUCAAUGGACUGAUCACCGAUAGCUUGUUAUCAUCUUAG
This is a messenger RNA of Striga hermonthica, 579 nucleotides long. Lineage: Eukaryota; Viridiplantae; Streptophyta; Magnoliopsida; Lamiales; Orobanchaceae. The record is from the annotation of a GenBank genome assembly.